This is a messenger RNA of Vittaforma corneae ATCC 50505, 459 nucleotides long. RefSeq lists its product as uncharacterized. The transcript has a single exon. NCBI's taxonomy places the organism in Eukaryota, Fungi, Microsporidia, Nosematidae. The record is from RefSeq and is a predicted model, not a curated record. Bases 1 to 459 code for a protein of 152 amino acids.
AUGAAAAGUUUGUUUACCAAGUACUUCAUCUGCGGACUUUUCAAAUAUCUUCAAAAGGGAGACGGGGGAAAGCUGGAACAACAGCUGAGCUUCCUGGGCAGAGACAUUGGACAGAGAAUAGCUCUUCUAACACGCUUCAAGAGAGAUAGGGAUCUGGACUCGCUUGUUUAUAGAAUCGUGUUCGUUUUGCUUCCUUGCUUGUACCCUGCAGACAGGGAAAUUGCAAAGGGCGAAGACCCAGCACUGCCAUUCUACAUUCAUGAAAGCAGCCCCGCAUUUGAGGACUUUGACUACCAGGAUCCCUCCUUUUGUGCAAGUGCGGUAGUUGCAGGUAUUAUCGAGAUGGUCCUAGAAAUUUCUGGAUUCGAGUUUCAAGUCUUGGCAUACAAUUGCCAAAAUGGAGAUGAAAAGAAAAAAGUAGUUUACACGAUUGGAAUAAAGACGUCUAGAAAUGCCUAA